This is a messenger RNA of Helicoverpa armigera (cotton bollworm), 1133 nucleotides long. RefSeq names its product splicing factor 3B subunit 4 (gene Spx). NCBI's taxonomy places the organism in Eukaryota, Metazoa, Arthropoda, Insecta, Lepidoptera, Noctuidae. Gene Ontology annotation, molecular function: RNA binding. Gene Ontology annotation, biological process: positive regulation of mRNA splicing, via spliceosome. Gene Ontology annotation, cellular component: U2 snRNP; nucleolus; U12-type spliceosomal complex. The transcript has 6 exons. Bases 79 to 1107 code for a protein of 342 amino acids. The record is from RefSeq and is a predicted model, not a curated record.
GUUCAGUCCUUAAUUCAUUAACUCAUUCAAAAUGCUGUCAUUCUGCUGCCUGUCAUUGACCGAUGCUUGUCAAUAAAAAUGGCAGCGGGACCAAUUGCCGAAAGGAAUCAAGAUGCCACAAUAUACGUUGGCGGUCUUGACGAUAGAGUUACGGAGAGCUUGCUAUGGGAGUUGUUCGUUCAAGCUGGACCCGUCGUGAAUGUCCACAUGCCAAAGGACAGAGUGACUCAAACUCAUCAAGGAUAUGGAUUUGUUGAGUUCAUGGGCGAGGAGGAUGCUGAUUAUGCUAUAAAGGUAAUGAAUAUGAUAAAACUAUAUGGUAAACCGGUAAGAGUGAAUAAAGCUUCUGCUCACCAAAAGAACUUGGAUGUGGGAGCCAAUGUGUUCAUCGGUAAUCUGGACCCAGAAGUGGAUGAAAAGCUUCUGUAUGACACAUUCUCUGCUUUUGGUGUUAUAUUACAGACACCUAAGGUGAUGAGAGACCCCGAGACAGGCAACUCAAAGGCGUUUGCAUUUAUAAACUUCGCGUCAUUCGAGGCAUCCGACGCGGCGAUAGAAGCUAUGAACAACCAGUACCUCUGUAAUAGACCGAUAUCUGUGUCUUAUGCAUUCAAGAAGGAUGUUAAAGGAGAGAGGCACGGAUCUGCUGCUGAGAGGUUAUUGGCCGCCCAAAACCCACUAUCCCACGCGGACCGGCCACAUCAACUGUUCGCGGACGCUCCACCAACUAUGAUGGGCCCUGUACUGAUGGCGCCGCCGCCACCUCCCGCACCGUCCCCAAUGCCUCCACAAGGACCUCCAAUGAACGCUCGACCACCACCCCCACUGCCGAUGUCUGCGCCACCACCACCACCGUCAUCCAUGCCGCCCCCAGGCCCACCGCCCCCGCCAGGCCCUCCUCCCCCUCCGCCACCAUUCCACCACUUCCCACCACCCCCAUUCGGACCCCCAGGCUUCGGACCACCACCACCACCAGGAGCAAGACCCCCGCCACCAUGGAGACCACCACCCCCGUCCUUCAGACCCCAGUUCCCGCCAAGAGGUCCACCCCCGUUUGGACAUCCGCCGUUCCCGCCACACCCGCCUGAACCAAAUUAUAAUUAUUAAGUGUAAUUAAAUAGAUUAAUUUUCAA